AGUUCGCUCAGUCAUAAGUUGUCAGUGUACGCGUUAAGUUUGCCUCGCGUUAGUCGAAGUUGCGUUUAACUUGCGCGUCUUUAGUGACGAAAGCUUCAAAAUUGUUAUUUCUUUUAUGUCAGCAAAUCAUAGAAUAUCAUAAAAAGUGAAUUAACAAUUUCGACAAUGACAUGAGUUUAUAUAAACUUGCAUAAGAAAAGUUAUAAUAAAUAUCUAAAAUAAUAAAAAAUAAUAAACAAUAACAAAAUGCACGUGUAUUAUAAAUUUGGAUUACUUUUAAUAUUUCUGCUGAGCGUAAGUAUUAGUUAUACGGCGCCUGCGGAGAACAACGAAAAUGGCAACAACAACAAUAGCAACGAUAUCAAUGAUGAUUACGAAUAUAAUGAUGAUGAUUAUGAUGAUACGGAUAAAAAUCCGGAGACUGCCGCUAAUCGACAAUUGGAUAUAACACCAUCAACAACAACAACAACAUUUCGACCUAUUUUUAGUAUUCCUCGUCGCAGCAGCCAUGUGUUAGAGCCAAGUUGUCCACGCAGCUGCCUUUGCAUGGAGGAUUUCAAGUAUGUCCAGUGCACACAUGCUCAACUGACCCAUGUGCCACUGGACUUGCCCAAAAUGGUAGCAAUAAUUGAUUUGAGCCACAAUGACAUUGCUGAGCUGCGUGCCGAGGAUUUUGCCAAUUUAUCCAAAGUGGUGGAAAUCAAUUUAAGUCACAAUUUGCUCAAACAUGUGGACAAGGAGGCAUUCAAUGGCUUGGAGCGUUUGCUUCGCCUGCGUUUGGCCAACAAUCAAUUGACCAAUAUCGAACCCGACACUUUUGCUGGUGCCACAGACUUGAAAUUAUUGGAUCUGAGCAAUAAUACCAUUUUACAACACACAGAUGGCUCAUUUGUGAAUCAACCCAGUUUAACUGAAUUCAGCUGCUCGAAUUGCAGCUGGACGUCAUUGCCAGAGCAGAUAUUCAUGAAUAUAAGUGGCUUAAAGGUCCUGCGCUUGGAUCACAACGAAUUCAAACGGCAAAUCAAUACGAAAGCUUUAACACCGCUAAAGAAUAUAAUUAAAUUGAAACUGCCCGAAUUGGAACAAGCUAACAUUGAGGAGCUUUGCAAACAACUCAAAUCAAUUGAUACCAUCAGCUUUAAAAACUUUGAUGUUAGCUGCUUUGAGCUCGUUCUCGGUACACCGUUUAACGAGAGUCUCAUUCAGGCGACAGACUCGUCAAUUAAGCGUGUGACGGCGUUGACCAGCACUCCGAGGCCAGCAACGCCCUUGCCGCCGCGCACAGCGAACCGCAAUCGUAACAACAACAACAGACACAUGGCCAACAACGGGACGGCAAUUGUGGCCAAAGCGGGCAUCAUGACUGAAGCAGAUGUGAAAUCAACCACGGAUAAGGAGGAGCCCUACAAGGUGCCCAUCUCGCAGGAGACCAUUAACACACUGCUCAUCUGCAUUUUGGUACUUGCCAUUGUCGGCAUCGUUGUGGGCUUAAUUUGUCGGAAAGACAUCGGUGGCAUUAAGACAAAAUGUUGCCGCACCAGCAAACCAGAGCCAAAGGAUCAGGUGCAUCCCACUGAGGAAAUACCGCUUAAUAAGUUAGCCUAAGACGCAUGCUCGCUGCCUUAAACUAAUUAUUUACAAUUUACAAAUAACAAUUCCAAAAAAUUUCAUUUGUUAAAUCAACAUUUGCAGCAUUUGCCAAACGUUACGAGACUUGCACUCUGUUUGCAUAUUGUAGUUUGAUCCAGAGAAGAUAAUUGAAUUGUAGAUGGGAUUAUAGCAUUAGUCACUUAGUUUAAGUCGCUUAGACCACUGUUAUUUAGAACAUACUCCUCCUACUCACACCUCGUUUUGGGUAACAUGAAAACAAUAUAUUUAUUAUGUAUUCUAUGGUUACGUUUGGAGCACACAUCAUAUCAAUAAUAUUGACAUAAAUGUUAGUUCUUAGAUUCUUUCGUAAUCUUAACAUAGACACUUUGCCAAUUUAUACAAUAAACAACAAUUAUUGUAAAUAGUUUAAAGAAA
Molecule: messenger RNA, 2025 nt
Organism: Drosophila innubila
Lineage: Eukaryota; Metazoa; Arthropoda; Insecta; Diptera; Drosophilidae
Product: leucine-rich repeat-containing G-protein coupled receptor 6
Exons: 8
Coding region: 247-1605 (452 amino acids)
Cellular component (GO): voltage-gated potassium channel complex
Molecular function (GO): transmembrane transporter binding; voltage-gated potassium channel activity; potassium channel activator activity
Source: RefSeq, a predicted model, not a curated record